CACCGCUGGGGCCGCGGGGCCCGGCCGCCCCGCAUCCACGCGCCGCUGUCGUCUUUGGCCCAGCGCGUGCACCUGGACAUCCAGGUGGGGGAGCACACGAACAACUACCCCGAGAUCGCCGCCAAGGACAAGCUGACGGAGCUGCAGCUGCGAGCCAGGCAGCUCCUGGACCAGGUGGAGCAGAUCCAGAAGGAGCAGAACUACCAGCGGUUCCGAGAGGAGAGGUUCCGUAUGACCAGCGAGAGCACGAAUCAGCGGGUGCUGUGGUGGUCCAUUGCGCAGACUGUCAUCCUCAUUCUUACAGGCAUUUGGCAAAUGAGGCACCUCAAGAGUUUCUUUGAAGCCAAAAAACUGGUUUGAUUUCUUCAACAUCACAGAUGUCGUUAUAAACAUCAUUACUUUCCACUGAGCACAUCUUGAUUUUUCUGGAUUUAAGUACUAAACUAAGAAGCACAGCAGACAACACCCUUGCCCAACGACAUAGGCCCUUAUCCAUGAAAGCAUCUCAAACGUUCCGUAUCUUUGUGCUUUGAAGUAGGUGAGGCUAGUGGUGAGUGAGGAUGGCCUGCCUCCUCAGUUGUCAAGCUUUCCCGGAACAUUCCAAGAAGCUGCUGCUUUACAAAAGACCGGGAAGGUCCCCCUCCAUUGCUUUUGUGAUUGUUGCCAUUUGCUUAAAAGCUAAUGGCCCAUAUGACUAGAACUCUUCAAUAGAAUAUCGUCAAAGGGAAAAUUAGAUUUACAUCAGAACUGUGUUGAAUACCUUCCCUCUUCAAAUACUAUUGGUCUAAAUACUGUUUAGUUUCAGUGGUUGUCAGGCAGCCAAGGGAUGGAAUGAUUUCGUGCAGCAUCUUCCCUUCAGUCCCUUAUUGUAGUUCUCAGUUUUCUAAGCAGAAAAUUUGUCUUGGCUGGAGAGUCACUGUAAAUGAGGGAGUAAUAGAAGUUGCCUCCAGGUUUAUUGUAAAGGUUGAAUAAAGGAGCCCCUUAUUUGCAGACAUCCUUUUUGCCAGCCUUCCUGUGAUUUGGAAAUAGAACUGUAAAUAAUCCAGCUACAGGACAACACUACUGCAGUUUGGCCGCAGAGUUGGACCUUCGAAGCAGUGGGACCUGGAAAUGGGCACUUUUUCCUUCUCUGUUUGCUUGGGCAAGUUUGUCAUGAGGCCCAUUUGUUACAGUUUUGGAGUGAAAUAAAGUUUUUCUGCAAGAGGC
This is a messenger RNA of Python bivittatus (Burmese python), 1206 nucleotides long. NCBI's taxonomy places the organism in Eukaryota, Metazoa, Chordata, Lepidosauria, Squamata, Pythonidae. The record is from RefSeq and is a predicted model, not a curated record.